UAUCAGAGAGUCGGUAGACUCUCUAUAUAGGGACGACACGGGUGAAAUCUCACGUGAUCCGCGUACAAAACGACUAAAAACUCGGUGAGAAUCACUCCCUAGGCCUUCAAAACAUACUAGCAAUAGUCUACGGGCCCAUAUCUACCUAUAUAUGUCCCCCAAGACCUCAUAGGCACCUUCAGUCGUCCACGCGAGAAUUCGCUCAUACGCGAUUUCACGAUGUUUGUGUCAUCAUCAUCAUAUUCUUCAUCUUCUUCUUCUUCUUCUUCUUCAGACCCGCUAGCUCCUUACCGGAAGCACUUGAAACGUUGAUUUUUUCACAAAACGUCUCCGAAUUUGACGGAGGUGUGCACGCACAUCAAGCGAUCGUUUGUUUCUUGCCGCAAGUCACUACGGUAGAUCGUUGAGCUCUUCCUCGGUAGUCACUGAACAACGCCAUUUGCUGCUAACUCAGCAUCAGUGAGCCGCAUGCGCAGAGGAGGGCGUUUCCAAUGCGGUGCGCGCGCAUUUUGUCUCGCAAACCUGGUCCACGAACGAGACUAAGCCAGGACUGGAUGCCUGCAGAGAAAACUACUCUCAUCCUUCAGUGCCUUCUGAAAGCCUUUGUUUUGGACAACUUUCCGUUCUACUCAACUCUGCUUACAGAGAUCAUUGGCCGGAGCUUCCAGAUGGAUCUGACCUCUGACCCUGGAAUAGUCUUCCUCUAUUGGGUUACUAAGGUUUUUGCUCAGCCUGGACUCAUGGACUACAUAGAUUAUGGUUUUUUUUUCUUACAAUGUAUUUUAAGGUUUUCAGCAUGCUGAUAUGUAGGCAGUUAGCUACACCUUUCAUAUACACACACACACACACAUUAUUGUACAUGUGACAAGUUCCCCACAACUUGUCGGUCAUUAGGAACACAUGUCGCCAAUAUUCAUUUUCCCCCUACGCCUAUGUCAUAAUUUUUCGUGACUUUACGU
Messenger RNA from Geodia barretti, 959 nucleotides. NCBI's taxonomy places the organism in Eukaryota, Metazoa, Porifera, Demospongiae, Tetractinellida, Geodiidae. The record is from the annotation of a GenBank genome assembly.